AUGGUUUCUGACACUGAGAACAAGGUUCCUCACUUUGAGAACAAGGUUUCUCACUCUGAGGACAAGGUUUCUCACUCUGAAGUCAAGGUUCCUCACACUGAGGACAAGUUUCCUCACUCUGAGGACAAGGUUCUUCACUCUGAGGACAAGGUUCCUCGCUCUGAGGACAAGGUUCCGUCCUCUGAAGGCAGGUUCCUCAGACUGAGGACAAGGUUCCUCGCUCUGAGGAAAAGGUUCCUCACUCUAAAGUCAGGUUCCUCACCCUGAGGACAAGGUUCCUCACUCUGAGGACAAGGUUCGUCACACUGAGGACAAGGUUCCGCACUCUGAGAAGAAGGGUCCUCACUCUGAGGACAAGGUUCCUCACUCUGAGGACAAGGUUCUCCACUCUGAGGAAAAGGUUCCUCACACUGAGGACAAGGUACCUCACUCUGAGGACGAGGUUACUCACACUGAGGACAAGAUUCCUCAUUCUGAGCACAAGGUUCCUCACUCUGAGGACAAGGUUUGUCACUCUGAGGAAAAGGUUCUUCACACUGAGGACAAGGCUCCUCACUCUGAGGACAAGGUUCCUCACACAGAGGACAAGGUUCUUCACUCUGAGGAGAAGGUUUCUCGCUCUGAGGAAAAGAUUCCGCAGUUUGAAGGCAGGUUCCUCACACUGAGGACAAGUUUCCUCGUUCUGAGGACAAGUUUCCUCACUCUGAGGACAAGGUUCCUCACACUGAGGACAACGUUCGUCUCUCUAAGGACAAGGUACCUAACUUUGAGGACGAGGUUCCUCACACUGAGGACAAGGUUCAUCACAAUAAGGACAAGGUUCCUCACUCUGAAAACAAGGUUCCUCACUCUGAGAACAAGUUUCCUCAAUCUGAGAACAAGGGUUGCUCAAUCUUAGGACAAGGUUCCUCCCACUGAGGACAUGGUUCCUCACACUGAGAACAAGGUUCCUCACUCUGAGAACAAGGUUCCUCGCACUGAGGACAAGGUUCCUCACUCUGAGGGCAAGGUUCCUCAAACUGAAGACACGUUUCCUCACUCUGAGGACAAGGAUCUUCACUCUGAGGACAAGGUCCUCACUCGGAGGACAAGGUACUCACUCUGAGGACACGAUUCCGCCCUCUGAAGGCAGGUUCCUCAGAAUGAGAACAAGGUUCCUCACUCUGAGGACAAGGUUUCUCACUCUGAGGACAAGGUUCCUCACUCUGAAGUCAGGUUCCUCACUCUGAGGACAAGUUUGUUCACUCUGAGGACAAGGUUCUUCACACUGAGGACAAGGUUCCGCACUCUGAGAAGAAGCUUCAUGACUCUGAAGACAAGGUUCUUCAUUAUGACGACAAGGUUCCUCACUGUGAGGAAAAGGUUCCUCACACUGAGGACAAGGCUCCUCACUCUAAGGACAAGGUUCCUCACUCUGAGGACAAGGUUCUUCACUCUGAGGACAAGGUUCCUCACCCUGAGGACAAGGUUCCGCACUCUGAAGGCAGGUUCCUCAAACUGAGGACAAGAGUCCAGGUUCUGAGGACAAGGCACCUCACUCUGAGGAAAAGUUUCCUCACUCUGAGGACAAGGUUCGUCAUUCUGAGGACAAGGUUCCUCACACUGAGGACAAUGUUCCUCACUCUGAGGACUGGGUUGCUCACUCUGAGGACAAGGUUCCUCACUGUGAGCACAAGGUUCUUCACACUGAGCACAAGGGUCCGCACUCUGACAACAAGCUUCCACACUCUGAGGCAAGGUUCCUCACUCGGAGGACAAGGUUCCUCACACUGAGGACAAGCCUCCUCACUCUGAGGACAAGACUCCUCACUCUGAGGACAAGGUUCCUCUCAAUGAGGACAAGGUUCGUCACUUUGAGAACAAGGUUGCUCACCCUGAGAACAAGGUUCCUCACUCUGAGGACAAGGUUCCUCCAUCUGAGGACAAGGUUGCUCACACUGAGGACAAUGUACCUCACUCUGAGGACAAGGUUGCUCACUUUGAGUACAAGGUUCCUCAAUGUGAAGACAAGGUUUCCUCACUCUGAGGACAAGGUUCCUCACUCCGAGGACAAGUUACCUCACUCUGAGGACGAGGUUCCUCACACUGAGGACAAGGUUCCUCACUCUGAGGACAAGGUUCUUCACUAUGAGGACAAGGUUCCUCACCCUGACGACAAGGUUCCGCACUCUGAAGGCAGGUUCCUCACACUGAGGACAAGAUUCGAGGUUCUGAGGACAAGGCUCCUCACUCUGAGGACAAGUGUCCUCACACUGACGACAAGGUUCCUCACUCUGAGGACAAGGUUCCUCAUUCUCAGGACAAGGAUCCUCACACUGAGGACAAUGUUCCACACUGUGAGCACAAGGUUCUUCACACUGAGCACAAGGGUCCGCACUCUGACAACAAGGUUCCUCACUCUGAGGACAAGGUUCCUCAAUCGGAGGACAAGGUUCCUCACACUGAGGACAAGCCUCUUCACUCUGAGGACAAGGUUCCUCACAAUGAUGACAAGUUUCCUCGUUCUGAGGACAAGUUUCCUCACUCUGAGGACAAGGUUGCUCACGCUGAGGACAAGGUUCCUAACUCUGAAGACAAGGUUCCUCACUCUGAGGUCAAGUUUCCUCACUCUGAGGAAAACGUUCCUCACGUUGAGGACAAUGCUCCUCACUCUGAGGACAAGCCUCCCCACUCUGAGGACAAGGUUCCUCAUUCCGAGGAGAAGGUUCCUCACUCUGAGGACAAGGUUCCUCACACUGAGCACAAGUUUCGUCACUCUGAGGACAAGGAUCUUCACUCUGAGUAAAGGUCCUCACUCGGAGGAUAAGGUACUCACUCUGAGGAUAAAGUUCCGCCCUCUGAAGGCAUGUUCCUCAGACUGAGGACAAGGUUCCUCGCUCUGAGGACAAGGCUCCCCACUCUGAGCAAAAGGUUCCUCACACGAAAGGCAAGGUUUCUCACUCUGAGAACAAGGUUCCUCACUCUGAGGACAAGGAUUCUCACUCUGAGGAGAAGUUCCUUACUCUGAAGCCAGGUUCCUCACUCUGAGGACAAGGUUCUUCACACUGAGGACAAGGUUCCGCACUCUAACAAUAAGGUUCCUCACUCUGAGGACAAGGUUUCUCACACUGAGCACAAGUUUCGUCACUCUGAGGACAAGGAUCUUCACUCUGAGUAAAGGUCCUCACUCGGAGGACAAGGUACUCACUCUGAGGACAAAGUUCCGCCCUCUGAAGGCAGGUUCCUCUGACUGAGGACAAGGUUCCUCGCUCUGACGACAAGGUUCCUCACUCUGAGGACAAGGCUUCUAACUCUGCGGAAAAGGUUCCACACACAGAGGACAAGGCUCCUCACUCUGAGGACAAGGUUCCUCACUCUCAGGAACACGUUCCUCACACUGACGACAAGGCUACUCUCACUGAGGACAAGGCACCUCACUCUGAGGACAAGGUUCCUCACUCUGAGGAGAAGGUUCCUCACUCUGAGGAUAAGGUUCCUCACUCUGAAAACAAGGUACCUCACUCUGAAGACGAGGUUCCACACACUGAGGACAAGGUUCCUCACACUAAGGACAAGGUUCCUCACUCUGAAAACAAGGUUCUUCACUCUGAGAACAAGGUUCCUCACUCUGAGAAAAAGGGUUUCUCAAUUUGAGGACAAGGUUCCUCACACUGAGGACAAUGCUCCUCACUCUGAUAACAAGGUUCCUCGCUCUGAGGACAAGGUUCUUCACUCUGAACGCAGGUUCCUCACACAAAGGACAAGGAUGCUCACUCUGAAGGCAGGUUCCUCACACUGAGGACAAGGUUCAUCACUCUGAAGGCAGGUUCCUCGCACUGAGGACAAGGUUCCUCACUCUGAGGACAAGGUUCCUCACUCUGAGGACAAGGUUCCUCACUCUGAAGGCAGCUUCCUCACAUCGAGGACAAGGUUUCUCACUCUGAGGACAAGGUUUCUUACUCUGAGGACAAGCUUCCUCACUCUGAAGGCAGGUUCUUCACUCUGAGGACAAGGAUUCCAAUUCUGAGGACCAAGUUCCUCACUCUGAGUAAAAGGUUCCUCACACUGCGGAGAAGGUUCCUCACACUGAGGACUAGGUUCCUCACUUUUAGAACAAGGUUCGACACUCUGACGACAAGGUUCUUCACUGUGAAGGCAGGUUCCUCACUCUGGGGACAAGAUUUCCCACUCUCAAGACAAGGUUCCGCACUCUGGGGACAAGGUUCUUCACUCUGAAGGCAGGUUUCUCACCCUGAGGACAAAGUUCCCCACUCUCAGGACAAGGGUUCUCCCCCUGAGGACAAGGUUCUUCGCUCUGUGGACAAGGUUCCUGACUCUAAGGACAAGGUUCCUCACACUGAGGACAAGGUUCCUCACUCUGAGGACAAGGUUGCUCACACUGAGGACAAGUUUCCUCACUGUGAGGACAAGGAUCCUCACACUGAGGACAAUGUUCCUCACUCUGAGGACAAGGUUCCUCACACUGAGGACCAGGUUCCUCACUCUGAGGACAAGGUUGCUCACUCUCAGGACAAGGUUCCUCACUGUGAGGACAAGGUUCCUCACACUGAGGACAAGGUUCCUCACUCUGAGGAAAAGCUUCUUUACACCGAGGACAAGGUUCCUCACACUGAGGACAAGGUUCCUCACUCUGAGAACAAGGUUCCUCACACUGAGAACAAGGUUCCUCACAUUAAGGACAAGGUUCCUCACUCCGAAAACAGGGUUUCUCACUCUGAGGGCAAGGUUCCUCACUCUGAGGACAAGGUUCCUCACUCUGAAGUCAGGUUCCUCACUCUGAGGACAAGGUUCGUCACUCUAAGUCAAGGUUCCUCACUCUGAAGGCAGAUUCCUCACACUGAGGACAAGGUUCCUCAAUCUGUGGACAAUGUUCAUCACUCUGAGAACAAAGUUCCUCACCCUGAGGACAAGGUUCUUCACACUGAGGACAAGGUUCCUCAAUCUCAGGACAAAGUUACUCCUUUUGAGGACGACGUUCCUUAUACUGCGGCCAAGGUUCCUCACACUGAGGACAAGGUUCCUCACUCUGAGAACAAGGUCCGUCACUCUGAGGACAAGGUUCUUCACUGUGAAGGCAGGUUCCUCACUCUGAGGACAAGGUUCGUCACUGUGAAGGCAUGUUCCUCGCUCUGAGGACAAGGUUCCCCACACUCAGGACAAGGUACCUCACUCUGACUCUGAGGACAAGUUUCCUUACUCUGAGGAAAAGGUUCCACACAAUGGGACGAAAGUUCCUCAGCCUGAUUACAAGGUUCCUCACACUGAUGAGAAGGUUCCUCACACUGAGAACAAAGUUCCUCACUUUGAGGACAAGGUUCCUCACUCUGAGGACAAGGUUCUUCACACUGAGGACAAGGUUUCCAAUUCUGAGGAUAAAGUUCCUCACUCUGAGGAAAAGGUUCCUUACACUGCGGACAAGGUUCCUCACACAGAGGACAAAGUUCCUCACUCUGAGAACAAGGUUCGGCACUCUGAGGACAAGCUCCUUCACUGUGAAGGCAGGUUCCUCACUCUGAGGACAAGAUUCCCCACUCUCAAGACAAGGUUCCGCACUCUGGGGACAAGGUUCUUGACACUGAAGGCAGGUUUCUCACAAUGAGGACAAAGUUCCCCACCCUUAGGACAAGGUUCCUCGCACUGAGUACAAGGUUCCUCAUUCUGAGGACAAUGUUCCUCACUAUGAGGACAUGGUUCCUCAAUCUCACGACAAAUUUCCUCACUCGGAGGUCAAGGUUCCUCACACUGAGAUCAAGUUUCCUCACUCUGAGGACAGGGUUCCUCACAAUGGGAAGAAAGUUCCUCCCUCUGAGGACAAGGUUCCUCACUCUGAGGACAAGGUUCCUCACUCCGAGGACAAGGUUCCUUACUCUGAGGACAACGUUCCUCACCCGAAGGUCAAGGUUCCUCACUCUGAGGACAAGGUUCCUCACUCUGAGGACAAGGUUCUUCACACUGAGGACAAGGUUCCCCCACAUUGA
Messenger RNA from Paramuricea clavata, 5978 nucleotides. NCBI's taxonomy places the organism in Eukaryota, Metazoa, Cnidaria, Anthozoa, Malacalcyonacea, Plexauridae. The record is from the annotation of a GenBank genome assembly.